This is a messenger RNA of Nomascus leucogenys (northern white-cheeked gibbon), 1385 nucleotides long. Its product is annotated as mucin-3B-like. The transcript has 10 exons. NCBI's taxonomy places the organism in Eukaryota, Metazoa, Chordata, Mammalia, Primates, Hylobatidae. The record is from RefSeq and is a predicted model, not a curated record. Gene Ontology annotation, biological process: nervous system development. The coding region runs from base 1 to 1089 and encodes 362 amino acids.
AUGGUCACCUGUCCUAGCUCGAUCAGCACCUGUGACAAUGGUGGCACCUGGGAACAGGGCCAGUGUGCUUGCCUUCCGGGGUUCUCUGGGGACCGCUGUCAGCUCCAGACCAGAUGCCAGAAUGGAGGUCAGUGGGAUGGCCUCAAGUGCCAGUGCCCCAGCACCUUCUAUGGUUCCCGUUGUGAGUUUGCUGUGGAACAGGUGGAUCUAGGUGAGUCGCCAGAGCUAUGCCUUCUGCACUUCCUCCCAGAGAGUGUCACUGACUCUCCCCAGACUUAUCCCUCUAUGCAGAAGAUUUUUGCAGACAUGCGGGGCUUCACCUUCAAGGGUGUGGAGAUCCUGUCCCUGAGGAAUGGCAGCAUCGUGGUGGACUAUCUGGUCCUGCUGGAGAUGCCCUUCAGCCCCCAGCUGGAGAGCGAGUAUGAGCAGGUGAAGACUGCGCUGAAGGAGGCGCUGCAGAACGCCAGCCAGGAUGCGAACAGCUGCCAGGACUCCCAGACCCUGUGUUUUAAGCCUGACUCCAUCAGGGUGAACAACAACAGCAAGACAGAGCUGACCCCGGAAGCCAUCUGCCGCCGCGCCGCUCCCACGGGCUAUGAGGAGUUCUACUUCCCCUUGGUGGAGGCCACCCGGCUCCGCUGUGUCACCAAAUGCACGUCGGGCGUGGACAACGCCAUCGACUGUCACCAGGGCCAGUGCGUUCUGGAGAGGAGCGGUCCCGCGUGUCGCUGCUACUCCACCGACACGCACUGGUUCUCUGGCCCGCGCUGCGAGGUGGCCGUCCACUGGAGGGCGCUGGUCGGGGGCCUGACGGCGGGCGCCGCGCUGCUGCUGCUGCUGCUGCUGGCGCUGGGCGUCCGGGCGGUGCGCUCCGGAUGGUGGGGCAGCCUGCGCCGAGGCCGGUCCUGGGACCAGGACAGGAAAUGGUUCGAGACCUGGGAUGAGGAAGUCGUGGGCACUUUUUCAAACUGGGGUUUCGAGGACGAAGGAACAGACAAGCAUAAAAAUUUCCAUGUGGCCUUGGAGAACGUGGACACCACUGUGAAGGUGCACAUCAAGAGACCCGAGAUGACCUUGUCCUCAGUGUGAGCCCUGCGGGGCCCCUUCACCACCCGCUCCGCCCUGCUCCGGACACAAGGGUCUGCAUUGCGUGCAUUUCAAGAGGUGGCCCCAGGACGCGGGCAGCCCAGGCUCCUGCUGUUCUUGGGCAAGAUGAGACUGUUCCCCCAAAUCUCAUCCUUCUCUUUCCAACUUGGCUGAAACCCACCUGGAGAUGCAGUUCAUGUCCAGGCUCUUCCACUGUGGAACCUUGGGCAAGUCAGUAACGAGCCUGUUUCCUCACCUGCAAAAUGGGUACAACAUUCCUGUAUGAUAUCUCACGCCGU